This is a messenger RNA of Nothoprocta perdicaria, 4809 nucleotides long. It is a transcript of the gene CPS1, whose product is annotated as carbamoyl-phosphate synthase 1. The transcript has 39 exons. Gene Ontology annotation, molecular function: ATP binding; carbamoyl-phosphate synthase (glutamine-hydrolyzing) activity; metal ion binding. Lineage: Eukaryota; Metazoa; Chordata; Aves; Tinamiformes; Tinamidae. Gene Ontology annotation, biological process: L-arginine biosynthetic process; L-glutamine metabolic process; 'de novo' pyrimidine nucleobase biosynthetic process. The coding region runs from base 106 to 4608 and encodes 1500 amino acids. The record is from RefSeq and is a predicted model, not a curated record. Gene Ontology annotation, cellular component: cytoplasm; carbamoyl-phosphate synthase complex.
GUUCUGUGGUAACAACUGCUGCCAUGUGGCUGGACUUGAAGAAAAGGGGAAAAUGUCAGGAUGCAGAGUCAUGUGGGUCGCUCAGGGUGAAUCACAAGCUUCAAGAUGACAAGAAUUCUGACGGCUUGCAAAGUGGCGAAGGCUUUGAAAGGCAGAUUGGAGUUCUGCACUGUGUCUGCUCAUCACUGGAGUUUCCCAAGGACUGGUACCAGGUUGUUGAGCAUCAAGGCGCAGACAGCCAACUUGGUGCUGGAAGAUGGAACGAAGAUGAAGGGCUAUUCUUUUGGCCAUCCAUCCUCCACAGCAGGGGAAGUUGUGUUCAACACUGGUCUUGCUGGAUACACUGAAGCCUUGACAGAUCCCAGCUACAAAGGACAGAUCCUUACACUAGCCAACCCUGUAGUUGGGAAUGGUGGGGUACCUGACACGGCUGCUUUGGAUGAAAUGGGCCUCAACAGGUUCCUUGAGUCUGAUGGAAUCAAGGUCUCAGGUUUGGUGGUGCUGGAUUACAGCAGUGAGUACAGUCACUGGCAGGCUGCUAGGAGCCUGGGCGAGUGGCUGCAGGAGGAGAAGGUGCCUGCUCUGUAUGGGAUUGAUACCAGGAUGCUCUCCAAAUUGAUCCGGGACAAGGGCACCGUACUUGGGAAGAUUGAAUUUGAAGGUCAACCUGUGGAGUUUACAGACCCAAAUAAGCAGAACUUAAUUGCAGAAGUGUCAACCAAGGAAAUCAAAAUAUAUGGUAGAGGGAAUCCAGUUAAAGUGGUAGCUGUUGACUGUGGGUUGAAGCACAACAUUAUCCGUCUGCUAGUAAAGCGAGGUGCAGAAGUGCAUUUGGUGCCAUGGGACCAUGAUUUCACCAGCAUGGAGUAUGAUGGGCUCUUAAUUUCUGGAGGUCCAGGGGAUCCAAUGAAGGCCCAGGAGGUGAUUCAGAACGUUAGAAAGAUCCUGGAGAGCGAUCGCCUGGAGCCCUUGUUUGGGAUCAGCAUGGGCAAUUUAAUCACUGGAAUAGCAGCUGGAGCUACUUGCUACAGGAUGCAGAUGGCCAACAGAGGGCAGAACCAGCCAGUUGUGAAUGUGCUGAACGGACGGGCAGUCGUCACUGCUCAGAACCACAGUUUUGCCAUCGACAGCUCUACCCUCCCGCCGGGCUGGACACCUCUUUUUGUGAAUGCCAAUGAUCAAACAAACGAAGGAAUUAUGCAUGAGACCAAACCAAUUUUCACAGCGCAGUUCUACCCAGAGGCAAAACCAGGGCCAACAGACACAGAGUUUCUCUUUGAUUCAUUUAUGUCGCUGAUUAAGAAGGAGAAAGGCACUACCAUCGCAUCGGUCGUGCCCCAGGCCGGAGCAGCAGCUUCCAGAGUAGAGGUCUCCAAAGUUCUCCUCCUAGGAUCUGGGGGUCUGUCGAUCGGUCAGGCAGGGGAGUUUGAUUAUUCUGGAUCCCAGGCUGUGAAAGCCAUGAAGGAAGAAGGUGUGAAAGUCAUCCUCAUGAAUCCCAAUAUCGYCUCGGUGCAGACCAACGAGACAGGCCCGAAGCAGGCUGAUGCCGUCUACUUCCUCCCCAUCACCCCGCACUUUGUCACGGAGGUCAUCAAGGCUGAGCAACCCGAUGGAUUAAUUCUGGGCAUGGGUGGCCAGACAGCUCUCAACUGCGGAGUGGAACUUUUCAAGCAAGGAGUGCUGCGGGAGUACGGCGUGAAGGUCCUAGGUACAUCAGUUGAAUCCAUCAUGGCUACAGAGGAUAGACAGCUCUUUUCUGACAGACUGACUGAACUGAAUGAAAAGAUUGCUCCUAGCUUUGCAGUGGAGUCGGUGGAAGAUGCUCUGAAGGCUGCCGAAAAGAUCAGCUACCCUGUCAUGAUACGUUCUGCGUAUGCACUUGGUGGUCUGGGAUCAGGCAUAUGUCACGAUAAGGAAAGUCUGCUGGAGCUUGGUAUCAAGGCAUUUGCGAUGACUAACCAAAUUCUGGUGGAAAAGUCAGUUGUUGGCUGGAAGGAGAUAGAGUAUGAAGUUGUGAGGGAUGCUGCCGAUAACUGUAUUGCUGUCUGCAAUAUGGAAAACAUUGAUGCUAUGGGAGUCCACACAGGGGAUUCUGUUGUAGUGGCUCCAAGCCAGACGCUCAGUAACGAGGAGUUUCAGCUGCUGAGGGAUCGUGCCAUCAAGGUGGUCCGGCAUUUGGGCAUCGUGGGAGAGUGCAAUGUCCAGUUCGCGCUGCAUCCAACCUCCCUGGACUACUACGUCAUUGAAGUUAAUGCCAGGCUCUCAAGAAGUUCAGCUUUGGCAUCCAAAGCAACAGGGUACCCACUGGCCUUCGUCGCUGCCAAAAUUGCCUUGGGCAUCACCCUACCAGAAAUCAAGAACGUGGUGACAGGAAAAACCUCUGCCUGCUUUGAGCCCAGCCUGGAUUACGUCGUUACCAAGAUACCCCGCUGGGAUCUGGACCGUUUUCAGGGUACCUCCAACCAGAUAGGAAGCUCCAUGAAAAGUGUGGGAGAGGUCAUGGCCAUCGGGCGCACCUUUGAGGAGAGCUUCCAGAAGGCCCUGCGGAUGUGUCACCCUUCCGUGGAUGGCUUCACCCCGCGCCUGCCCCUGGGAAAAGCCUGGCCGCCCAACCUCGACCUCCGGAAGGAGCUAGCGGAGCCCUCCAGCACUCGGAUCUACGCGAUGGCCAAGGCCUUGGAUGAUGACGUCCCUGUGGAUGACAUUCACAAACUCACGGCCAUUGGCAAGUGGUUCCUCUGUAAGAUGCGCAGUAUUGUGAACAUGGAGAAGAUCUUGAAGGAAGUGGACAGUGAAGCUGUUCCAGAAGAGACACUGAGGAGAGCCAAGCAGAUGGGCUUCUCGGACAGGCAGAUUGGGAAGUGCCUGGGGCUGACCGAAGUCCAGAGCCGGGAGCUGAGGCUGAGGAAGAACAUAGUGCCUUGGGUGAAGCAGAUCGACACACUGGCAGCAGAAUACGCCGCGCUAACUAAUUACCUCUACGUCACGUACAACGGGCAGGAACAUGAUGUAAAAUUUGAUGACCGUGGAGUGAUGGUGUUGGGCUGUGGACCGUAUCACAUAGGCAGCAGCGUGGAGUUUGACUGGUGCGCUGUCUCCAGCAUCCGCACGCUGCGGCAGCUUGGCAGCAAGGCCGUCGUGGUGAACUGCAACCCGGAGACGGUGAGCACGGAUUUUGAUGAGUGUGACAGACUGUACUUUGAAGAGCUGUCUUUGGAAAGGAUCCUGGACAUCUACCAGCACGAGGGAUGCAGUGGCUGCAUCAUCUCCGUAGGUGGGCAGAUUCCCAAUAACUUGGCCGUGCCGUUGUACCGGAGCGGAGUGAAGGUGCUUGGCACAAAUCCUUUGCAGAUUGACCGGGCAGAAGAUCGUGCCGUGUUCUCGGCUGUCCUGGACGAGCUGCACGUGGCACAGGCCCCCUGGAAGGCAGUCAGCACCCUGAAAGAUGCGGUUGAAUUUGCAAGCUCCGUGAGCUACCCGUGCUUGUUGAGGCCUUCCUAUGUCCUGAGCGGGUCUGCAAUGAACGUGGCAUUCACUGAAGAGGAGAUGAAGAAAUUCUUAGCAGAAGCCACCAGAGUCUCCCAGGAUCACCCUGUGGUACUCACUAAAUUUAUUGAAGAUGCCCGUGAGGUGGAAAUGGAUGCUGUAGCCAAGGCAGGAAGAGUCAUCUCACAUGCCGUUUCGGAGCACGUGGAGAACGCAGGGGUGCACUCUGGAGAUGCCACCCUCGUGUUGCCCGCUCAGACUGUUAGCCAGGGAGCCCUGGAGAAGAUUAAAGUUGCUACGAGAAAGAUUGCAAAUGCUUUUGCUAUCUCUGGUCCGUUCAACAUCCAGUUCUUGGUGCGAGGAAAUGAUGUGCUGGUGAUUGAGUGCAAUUUGCGGGCCUCACGCUCCUUCCCUUUCGUAUCCAAGACUCUGGGCGUGGACUUCAUUGAGGUGGCAACAAAAGUGAUGAUUGGCCAAGAGGUUGAUGAAUCGGCCCUUCCCACACUGGAGCAUCCAAUUAUUCCCUCCAAAUACAUUGGGAUUAAGGCCCCGAUGUUCUCCUGGUCCCGGCUGAGAGAUGCUGACCCUGUUCUCAGGUGUGAGAUGGCCUCUACCGGGGAGGUUGCCUGCUUCGGGGAGGAUGUGUACUCUGCUUUCCAGAAGGCCCUGCUUGCCACAGGGUUUAUGUUUCCUAAGAAGGGAAUUCUGAUUGGAAUCCAGAAUUCCUUCCGUCCAAAGUUCCUCAGUGUGGCAGAGCUACUUCAUGAGCAAGGUUUGAAGCUUUUUGCCACAGAAGAAACUUCUGCCUGGCUCAAGGCCAACAGCAUCCCAGCAACUCCAGUGGCGUGGCCAUCACGGGACAGCCAAGAUCCCAGGCUCCCUUCACUCAGGAGGCUGGUAAGGGAUAGGAAAAUAGAUCUGGUGAUUAACCUGCCCGGCAGCAGCUCUGAGUUCGUCCGUGAUAAUUACGUGAUCCGGCGGCUGGCUAUCGACAGCGGGAUUGCUCUGCUCACUAAUUUCCAGGUGGCGAAGCUGCUUGCUGAAGCUAUCAAGCACUCCAGGAAAUUGGACUCCAAGAGUCUUUUCCACUACAGACAUUUUGACAGUGGUGAUGAAGCAUAGAAUAGCUAUUGCCACCCUGCAAUUUUAUUGCCUCUGACACUAUGAAAGAGAGUGGAUUUCUGACCAUCCAUCUAACCAUCUUUCCAUGUAUUUCAAAGCAUCUGCAAUGUUCGUCUUUCCAGCUCACAGAAGCUAAUACCCAGCACAUACUUUGGAUCAAGAUGCUAAUUGAAAAGCCAUCCUCUUCUCAGCCUCUUCACC